UUUCCACUCUGUACGUCUUUAUUAAAACGGAUCGAUUGCAUUGCAAUCUGUAUAUGAUUCUUCUUGACAUUUGUUAAAAUACAGUUCAACAACUUUAAUUUCUUUUCUGUAAUUUUGUCUCAUUUCCCCAUGCUUUAAUUAGAGCUUCAUGAAUUUCAACUUAAAAAAUUGAAUCUAUAUUUAUUUAUUUAAUUUUUUGAAUACAAGCAUGAAAUUGGGUUUCCUACUAAUAAGUUCUUCCUUACCAUAACAUCAAAAUAUGCUAAAUCUUGCAAAAUUCCCUCAUGAAAAAUGAACAUCAAUUUGUCAUCCGUUUCAUUACAUUUUGUCCAUUAGCUAUUACCUAAAACCAUUACCACCUUCGUAAAAAAACAGAAAGAGAAGAAGCUUUACAACCAUACAAGUCAGUGUACUCUAAAACCAUGUCCUCUAACCUUGUAUAAAUAUGCUUGCUUCUUUGCUAUGAUCAAGUCAUCAGAAUUUACAAUGAUCUCACAUAACCAUAAACCACACAGUUUAUGGCAAUAUGCUUGCCGAAAUGAAGAAAAACAUGGUGUGACCAAGAAGGGUGGUCGUGGCAAUGAUAGCAUCGGAUCAAUCAUAAAUCAAUUUCGUCAAGAAUCUCAUAAAUCUCUUGAUCUUAAUUAUCCAAUGUUAGAACCAGGUCCCCCUUCUCGACCUUGUUUCCAAUGGCAUGACUUUUUCCAUGAAGAGAUCGGAGUGAGAUGUGAGGAGAAGGAAAGAAAUGGAAGAUGCUUUCCCAUAAUGGCAGGAGAAGGAAAGAGUCCAAAUCUUGAUUUGAGCCUCAGACUCUCACUGCCAGGAUUGCAGCACCAACAGGAUGAAGCAUCAAAACGAGUUGGGAUUUCAUCAAGCCAACGUUCUUGUAUGAUAAUAGACAUGAACUCAAUGAACAGAACCGACAUAACCAAGGUACCUUCACUGGUUUUGAUGGGCUGUGCACUUUGCCUCAUUUAUGUCAUGGUGUCUGAGGUAGAUCCCAAAUGUCCACAAUGCAAGAGAACCGUUUUGGUUGAUGUGUUUCGUCACAGGCCAGCAAAGAAACCAAGGAGGUGUUAGUGUAUACAAAUGCAUGCUAUCUGGCUAUAUAUGCUUUUGAGUUGGAUUUUUUAGUGGGGGAGGCAUAGUGCCAUCUUCUGUUUUUUGCAGCUUUAGGGUUGGUGGGGUUUUAAGUUUGCGUUGUUGUG
Molecule: messenger RNA, 1208 nt
Organism: Populus trichocarpa (black cottonwood)
Lineage: Eukaryota; Viridiplantae; Streptophyta; Magnoliopsida; Malpighiales; Salicaceae
Exons: 2
Coding region: 463-1080 (205 amino acids)
Source: RefSeq, a predicted model, not a curated record